AUGGCAAGCCAUGGCGUUCGGCGAUUUAAGCCCGUGGAGAAGACUCCCGAAGAACGACAACAGGAGCUGCAGAAGAUAGAUGACUACAAAUCUCUAGAACAAGAGGUCUCGGAAAAGAUGGCCGCGCAAGAUUACACCGCCGACACAUUGAAGAAGAUCUCCGAGCUUUUGAACCGGAAUCCAGAGUACUACACUAUCUGGAACCACCGGCGGCAGGUCAUGAGGCAUCAGUUCUCAGAAGCUGGAGAUAGCACUGAUGAGACCACGACCCAGCCAGCUCUCCAGCUUAUCAAGAACGACUUAAUGUUUCUCAUCCCACUUCUGCGCAGCUUUCCCAAAUGCUACUGGAUUUGGAACUAUCGACUUUGGCUUCUCGACGAGGCUCGGCGGCUCCUCGCAUUGCCCGAAGCUCGGCAACUCUGGCAAGAGGAAUUUUUUCUGGUCGGAAAGAUGUUGACUUUGGACAGUCGCAAUUUUCAUGGAUGGGGAUACCGUCGCUUGGUCGUGGAGACCUUGAAACGGCUCGGAACCCCGGAGGAGGCAAUGGGUAUGACCCAAAAAGAGUUCGAGUAUGCAAAGAAGAUGAUUGGUGCCAAUCUCUCAAACUUUUCCGCUUGGCAUUACCGCACCAAGCUGAUCCAGCGAUUGUUGGACGAACAACGCGCGACUGAUGACGAACGAAAGACGAUGCUGGACGAAGAGUUAUCUCUCAUCCACCAAGCCUUGAUUGAUCCUUAUGACCAGUCGGUGUGGUUCUAUCACCAGAACUUGCUGUCUGUAUUUGACCCGGACACUGCAGACCGGACCAUGGCUCCAAACCUGACCUCGACUGAACGACUUGCUUACCUCCGCCAGGAGAUUGAAAACAUCCAAGAGAUUAUUGAUGGGGCUGAAGAUUGCAAGUAUAUCUACCAGGCCCUGAUUGAGUGUACAGUGCUGGUAUCCAAGGUGGCAGGCAGCUUAUCGUCAGAGGACCGAGACCGAAUUUUGAGCUGGCUCUCAGAAUUGAAGCAGCUGGAUCCACUACGACAACGCCGAUGGCUGGAUUUUGAGCAAACCCUGUAA
Messenger RNA from Penicillium pulvis, 1065 nucleotides. RefSeq names its product Rab geranylgeranyltransferase BET4. The transcript has 4 exons. Gene Ontology annotation, molecular function: Rab geranylgeranyltransferase activity. NCBI's taxonomy places the organism in Eukaryota, Fungi, Ascomycota, Eurotiomycetes, Eurotiales, Aspergillaceae. Gene Ontology annotation, biological process: protein geranylgeranylation. Bases 1 to 1065 code for a protein of 354 amino acids. The record is from RefSeq and is a predicted model, not a curated record. Gene Ontology annotation, cellular component: Rab-protein geranylgeranyltransferase complex; cytoplasm.